This is a messenger RNA of Sclerotinia trifoliorum, 1724 nucleotides long. Lineage: Eukaryota; Fungi; Ascomycota; Leotiomycetes; Helotiales; Sclerotiniaceae. The record is from the annotation of a GenBank genome assembly.
UCCAUCCAAACCACAUUUUGGAAACAAAACUUCAUACAUUCAUACUUUAUAUCUAUCUAUGCCCAUAAAUUCUAGUAUUCAUUUUGAUCAUAAAGCGAAACACAAUUCGCACCAUUCUACAAUCACUUUAUUCUCAACUUUUUUGGAUGGAAUUUCUUUAUUUAUUCUUUUAGUUUCCUGUGGUUCAAUUUGUUAAUGCGACAACAAUAACAAUAAUAUUCCAACAUCAAACUUGGCGUACUGGCAGAUGAAAAAAGUUCUUUCUAUCUUUACUGUUGCUAAAGAAGGGUUUCCAACCAUUUGGUCUCUUUGGCUCAGGAUUCAUUUAUUCACUUGAUACCAUUUGUAUUUUGUUGCUUUCCCUACCUACCCCAAGGUUCCUUCAUCUAUCCCAUAUCCCCUCCCACGCAGGUAGCACAACUCCUAGAAUCUGAUAUCGGUACAAGAGUCCUCUAACCAACAACGCGAUGUCUUGUAAGCCCAUACACUAUUAUAUCCUACAUGAUAUACCACUAACUUUAAUUGAAAGUAUCUUCGGAAGAGAAUUCACAAUAUUCCGUAAUCAUUGAUAGAAUUCUCAAAGAGGGUGAUCUCAGUACUAUCUCAGCCAAACAGAUUCGUAAAGAUCUUCAAGCAGAAUUGGGGUUCGACAUCUCCCACCAAAAGGUAGUACUAUUCCUCUGGUUUCGUGUUUCCAAUGCUAACUAGUUUCCUUUAAGGAUGCUGUGAAAGCUUUGAUCCUAGAACGGUUUGAUGAAGUCUCGAAACACACUCAGAAUUCCCCACCUGCGACUAAUGGAAACGUUAAUGGUGACUACGUCAAAGAUGAAAGAUCGCAAACUCCCACGCCGAAGCGGGAAGUUGAUGGCUAUGAUGAAGAUGAAAAGCCAAAGAAGAAGAGACAGAAGCAGGACGAUGACGCGAAGCUAGCAGCUCUACUACAGGCACAGGAAAACAGCAGAACAAGAUCAACCAGAGGGGCUGGAACCAAACGAAGUGCAGGUGUCAAGAAAAGCAAGAGUACACCGAAGAAAAAGAAGUCCUCCGCAAAGGUUAAGGCGACGGAUGAUAGUGAUAUCGAAUUAGGCUCAGAUGGGGAGCCCAAAGAGGUCGUCAAGAAGGGCGGGUUUCAUGUAUGGCGCUCAAAAGAUAUUCUCUAAUCACUGCAGAGGACUAAUUUGAGCAGAAACAAUAUAAUCUUUCCGCAGCUUUGGCAGAUUUAGUAGGGGAGCCUACAGUACGUAUCAUUGUCUAUUGAGCAUCUUCCCAUACUAACAUACCUAACCAGUUAUCACGGCCGCAAGUCGUCAAGAAGAUUUGGGAACAUAUCAAAGCUCACGACCUUCAAGACCCCAGCGAUAAACGUCAAAUUAUAUGCGAUGAUAAAAUGCAAUUGGUUUUCAGUACAGGGAAAGUUCACAUGUUUACCAUGAAUAAGCUUCUUGGUAAACAGUUGUAUCCAGUUGAAGAGGAAUAGGAUAGGAUACUUCAAUCAAUGGUAAUGAGAUGACGAUACAACCAUUCCCCCUUUUUUUUAACCGGGCGUUUCUGGCAAGCAUUGCAUUGGAUUGUUGGGUAGCUAGGCAAGGGACGGUAUGGUUUGAUUCCAACAUCAGGGGACCGCAGGAUUAAAACCUUUUGAUUCGUUGGCGACAACAUUUGCAUGGGUCAUCGAAGUAUGAAUCAUCUUUAACAAUGGUAAACAUUCUAGUAUGUAUCCCAUC